UCUAAUCUAAUCUAAUUUUCGCGUCAAUUUUUUCAGGGCUAUUUCUAGGGUUCGGCUCUCUCUCUCUCUCUCUCUCUCUCUCUCUCUCACAGGGUUUCAUUCUGAGUCCUGACUCUCAAUUUUGGGAUCUUCUUUUAGGCCUUUGAUUAUUUCUCAUCUCAAUUUUAAAUUAAGCUUUUCUUGCUUUCUUAUUGAGGUCGAAUAAGGGUUUUUUGAGUCGAUCUUUGAAAUUUUGAACCUUUGUUCGUCUAAAUUGUGAAACAAUGCCUCCGCGGAUGGUGAAGAGGGGUGCGGCAUCGGCGGGGCCGAAGAGAACGGCAAGAAACACCAGAGGGACCGCGAAGGCUCAGAAUCAGCCGCCGGAGCCUGCGGCCAAGGAGUCAGUGAAGGUCGAGGAAGUCUCGAUUCCGGUGGAGGAAGUCUCGAUUCCGAUCGUAGAGGAAUUCAAGGUCUUGGAAAAGCCGGUUGUCGUGAAACUGGAACAGGAAGCAAAAGCGGAUGCGAACGGCUUGGGUCCGGUGAGAAAAGACGACGAGGUGAAGGAGUCUGUAGAUGAAUAUGAAAAAGAUGAACGGUUGGAGCUGGAGGAUAAUGAACCUGAAGAAUAUGGUGGGGUUGAUUAUGAUGAGAAGGAAAUAGAACAUGAGGAUGUUCAGGAGGUGGGAGAUGCUGGGGAGGAAGAACAUGAGGAGGAUGCUGAUGAAGAAGAAGAAGAAGAAGAAGAAGAAGAAGAGGAAGAAGAAGUAGAGGGUGAUAUGGUUGAGGAGGAAAUGGAAGAUGUUCAGGAAGAACUUGAGGGCGAAGAGGAGGAUGAGCAUACUGGUGAGGAUCAAGAGCAUGCAGCACUGGUUGAUGCAGAUGAAGAGGAGCACCAUGAAGUUGUGAAGGAGAGACGCAAACGUAAAGAGUUUGAAGUAUUUGUUGGUGGCUUAGACAAGGAUGCAACUGAGGAUGAUCUUAGGAAAGUUUUCGGUGCAGUUGGUGAGGUUACUGAAGUCAGGUUGAUGAUGAAUCUUCAGACUAAGAAGAACAAGGGUUUUGCAUUCUUGCGUUUUGCAACUGUGGAGCAAGCAAAACGAGCUGUUACCGAGCUCAAACACCCGAUGAUUAAUGGGAAACGAUGUGGUGUUACUCCAAGCCAAGACAGCGACACCCUUUUUCUGGGUAACAUAUGCAAGACAUGGACAAAAGAAGCCUUGAAAGAGAAGUUGAAACAUUAUGGAGUUGAGAAUGUUGAGGAUUUGACGUUGGUUGAAGAUAGUAACAAUGUGGGAAUGAAUCGGGGGUUUGCAUUUUUGGAAUUUUCAUCUCGUUCAGAAGCCAUGGAUGCCUUUAAGCGCCUUCAGAAAAGAGAUGUUGUGUUUGGAGUUGAUAGGCCUGCAAAGGUUUCUUUUGCAGAUUCCUUCAUUGACCCUGGUGAUGAAAUUAUGGCACAGGUUAAAACUGUAUUUGUGGAUGGUCUGCCUGCUGCAUGGGAUGAAGACCGUGUCCGAGAGCUUCUUAGGAAAUAUGGAGAGAUUGAAAAGAUUGAGCUUGCCCGGAAUAUGCCUUCUGCCAAGAGAAGGGACUUUGGUUUUGUCACAUUUGACACUCAUGAUGCUGCAGUGACAUGUGCUAAAAGUAUUAACAAUGCAGAGCUGGGUGAAGGAGACAGCAAGGCUAAAGUUAGGGCCAGAUUGUCAAGACCACUUCAGAGAGGCAAGGGAAAGCAUGUUGGUCGUGGAGAUCUGCGAUCUAGUCAUGGGGCUGGACGAGUUGUGAGGAUUUCAUGGGGUCGUCCAACACCACGCAAUCUACCUGUGCAUGGAGGAAGAGGCAUUGGAAGUCGUGUCCCACCAGCCAGUAUGAAGAGACCUGUGGGAUUGAGAGAUAGACGCCCUGUUGUGUCCAUUCCAACGAGAGGCAGGCCCCCCUUGGCUCCUCCAGCUAGGCCCUAUUUCAGGAGAGCGCCUGUCAAUUCAUAUCCAAAAAGUAGCCUGAAGAGGGAUUAUGGUCGGCAUGAUGAACUUCCUCCAAGGAGCAGAGCUGCUGCAAUUUAUGGUCCUAGGGCCAUCCCAGAGAGACGCCAAUCAUAUAGAGACGACUACUCUUCCCGUGGUCCUGGUUACUCUAAUAUUCCUAGAAGUACAGCACGUCCAGCACCAAGGAGAGCGUAUGUGGAUGGUGGCUAUGGUCAUAGGUUUGAAAGACCUCCUCCUCCUCCUCCAAGUUACCGUGAGGGACGUGCCCAUGAUUAUGACUCCAUGUCUGGGUCAAAACGCCCAUAUGCUGCUCUGGACGAACCCCCACGUUAUGCUGACUCUGGUGUCCGCCAAUCUAGAGCUCGAUUAGACUAUGAAUAUGGUACUGGUGCUUCUCAGUAUGGUGAUGCUUAUGGUGAUAGGCUUGGGAGAUCUAAUCUAGGAUAUGGUGGUGGCAGAAGUUCUGCUUCAAGUCAGGAUUCACAUGGGCUUUAUAGUAGCAGUCGUCAGGGCAUGAGUUAUGGAGGAGGCUCUUUCGGUGGUAGUGAUGUUGGUAGAAUGUACUCAGCAAGCUAUGGUGGUGAUUAUGUGUCCCGUGGAAGUGAUGUUGGUGGUAGCUCUUACUCAUCAAUGUACUCUGGUCGUGGGAUGGGUGGUAGCAGUUACGCGGGAGCUGGUAGUUCUGGAUCAUAUUAUUAAGAAGCAUGGCAUCUCUUUGAUCUUCUAAGAGGUGUGCUUGGUAAUACUUGGAGCAAUGUGGUCACAAGUGAAUUUGUCUAUGGACAGAUGCGUCAUGACAAAGAUGCCGCUCUAGGAUGUGAACUAAAUGAAGCCUAUGCAUUAUGAUGCCUACAGUGGAGUGAAUGUGACAAGUCUAAAAGCCCUCAAGGAGGGGAUUUUUGUGGGACAAAGGAGCUGUGUUGGUUCAAGCCAUUUUAGAAAUCUACUGAAGUGCUAUUUUUCUAAGUUGGAAUAUAUGCCUGUAAGGAAAUUUUUAAUUGUUCAGAAAUGAAGACAAGAAGUGUGCUUAGCAUGCUAUGUGUAUGAUCACACAUUUUAUUUUCUGUAUGACUUCACUGGAUGGACAAAUGUGGAGGUGUGCUGCAUCAUCUGUUCUUCUGGACAGAGAAUGAUGAGAUUCAGGUUCUGUAAUUGGACAAGGAAUUUUGGGAGUCUUGUGAUUGAAUUCACUGGAAAGUUGUGGCUCGUACCUAGACACUGGUUAUUUUGGAUCACUAGCUCUUUUGAAGCAAUACAGCCUUCAUUGAAUAGGAAAGUGAGUGAACCGGCUACUUCUUGAAGGUAGUAGAUAUAAUGAGCUUUUCUGGAAUACCUAUGAAGUAUGGGAAAGUGGUCAUAGAAUGCUGGCCUUGAUUUCCUUUAGUUGGUAUUAUAAGCUUUGGUGCUAUUAGUAAAAAAAUGACAAAAAUGAAAUGAUUUUGAAUCAAAUCAGUUUGUCUACGGACUGGGAAUUGUGUAUUUCUUUGAUUAUGGAAGAUUAUUGCUACUUCCUGACUGGUUGAGAAGACACUAACCGAUGAAAUGUAGAAGAUGGAACUUAAAUGGAUGGUGCUUAAUGAGGAUCUCCAUCCUGAUUCGCACUUGUUAAUAUUAAUAUCUCACCUUGUGAGAGAUCCAAUGGAAACUUGCCCCUGCCAAAUUAUUGGUAUUUAGCGUCAUGUGUAGUUUAUGGAGAAGUUGAGGAUGGAGAUCCUGUUGUGUUGUGAUUACCAUCAAUCUGAGUUUUUUAACAAAUCAAGCAUUGGCAUUUUGUUAUCUGGAUCAUAGAUAAGCGUUGCUAUGCUGAUGGAGAAAAUUGUGGGUAUUUUGGUCACACUUGACUCCUCAUUAAGGUUUGUCCUACUGAGGUUCAUGGUUAACUCUCCCAUGCACUUUGGACAAAUCGAGCAUUCUUGACUUAUCCAUCAGGAAUAUUAGAAAUCUGCAUUGCCAGUUUGAAGCUAUGCGACUCCUUGGUCUUUUUACCCAUUUUGAGAAAAACUCAGUAGGGGCUUGGGUCGGCUAAUAACUUGAGUGGGAAUUCAAGUAUAAUUUAUGGAUGGAACUACUAUCUCGUUUCCAGUUUUGCUUAGCUCACAAUUUUUUAUAUUUGGGCAGCAGAAGCCAAGUUGCCUUGAAAGUUGAAACUCUCAUUGCCUUUUAGGUGCUGGAGUUUGUUCUCAAUUGGAUUGUGUAUUCUGAAUUUAUAAACAAUUUCUGCGAAAUGAAGUCGAAUGCUUGAACUUGAAA
Messenger RNA from Carya illinoinensis, 4211 nucleotides. Its product is annotated as nucleolin-like. The record is from RefSeq and is a predicted model, not a curated record. Gene Ontology annotation, cellular component: nucleus. Bases 264 to 2660 code for a protein of 798 amino acids. The transcript is spliced from 12 exons. NCBI's taxonomy places the organism in Eukaryota, Viridiplantae, Streptophyta, Magnoliopsida, Fagales, Juglandaceae. Gene Ontology annotation, molecular function: mRNA binding.